UUGAGGAAACCACCAUCCAUCGCCACCUCCCCCAACGCUGGGCCCCUCUGCAACUAGGCGUUUUGGGGGAAUAAAUUGCCCCUUCCAGCCAAUCGAGCUCCACCACCAUCACGACUACUGAAGCACAAGAAAAUCGAAGGCAGAUCAUCGACAGCGGCGAAGAGAAAUGGAGGCGGAGGACGCGAUCCAAGCGGCGAUUCCCAACGGCACGCAGCAGGCCGCCCCUGAAACCCCCUGCCACAACGGCUUCCAGCUGCCGCUGGGGCCGAAAACUUCGGGGACGCUGGGGCGGCACUUGGCUCGGCGGCUGGUGCAGGUGGGCGUGAGGGACGUCUUCUCGGUGCCCGGCGACUUCAACCUCACGCUGCUGGACCACCUGAUCGCGGAGCCGGAGCUUAACCUCGUCGGCUGCUGCAACGAGCUCAACGCAGGGUACGCUGCCGACGGCUAUGCUCGGGCCAAGGGCGUCGGAGCCUGCGUCGUCACCUUCACCGUCGGCGGGCUCAGCGUGAUCAACGCCAUCGCCGGCGCCUACAGCGAGAACCUACCCGUCAUCUGCAUCGCGGGCGGCCCCAACUCCAAUGAUUACGGCACCAACCGCAUCCUUCACCACACCAUCGGGCUGCCCGACUUCAGCCAGGAGCUCCGCUGCUUCCAGACCGUCACUUGCUUGCAGACGGUGGUGAACAAUCUGGACGACGCGCACGAGCAGAUCGACACAGCGAUAUCGACGGCGCUGAAGGAGAGCAAGCCUGUCUACAUUAGCAUCAGCUGCAACCUCCCCGGCAUCCCGCACCCCAACUUCCGCAGAGAGCCUGUUCCCUUCUUCCUCGCUCCCAAGCAGAGCAACCCGGAGGGGCUGCAGGCGGCGGUGGAUGCGGCGGCCGAGUUCCUGAACAAGGCGGUGAAGCCGGUGAUGGUGGGUGGCCCGAAGCUGAGGGUGGCCAAGGCCCAGGAUGCCUUCGUCGAGCUCGCCGACGCCAGCGGCUACGCCGUCGCAGUGAUGCCGUCCAGCAAGGGCUUGGUGCCGGAGAACCACCCACACUUCAUCGGUACCUUCUGGGGAGCUGUCAGCACCAACUUCUGCAGCGAGAUAGUCGAGUCGGCUGACGCCUACAUCUUCGCUGGCCCCAUCUUCAACGACUACAGCUCCGUUGGCUACUCCCUUCUCCUCAAGAAGGAGAAGGCCCUCAUCGUUCAGCCCAAUAGGGUGACCAUUGGGAACGGCCCCUCGUACGGUUGGGUUUUCAUGGCCGACUUCUUGUCUGAACUGGCCAAACGUGUGAACAAGAACACGACCGCCAUCGAAAAUCACCGCCGGAUUUAUGUCCCCGCCGGCAUCCCUCUGAAACGGGCCGAGAAAGAACCUCUCCGAGUCAACAUUCUCUUCAAGCACAUACAGCAAAUAUUGUCGGGAGACACAGCUGUCAUAGCUGAGACAGGAGAUUCGUGGUUCAAUUGUCAGAAGCUAAAGCUCCCAGAAGGCUGUGGAUAUGAAUUCCAGAUGCAGUAUGGUUCAAUUGGGUGGUCAGUUGGUGCUACUCUUGGUUAUGCACAGGCUGCUAAGGAUAAACGUGUUAUUGCUUGCAUUGGUGAUGGAAGCUUCCAGGUUACAGCUCAGGAUAUUUCAACCAUGAUAAGAUGCGGGCAAAGGAGCAUAAUCUUCCUCAUUAACAAUGGAGGAUACACGAUUGAAGUGGAAAUUCAUGAUGGACCAUACAACGUUAUAAAAAACUGGAAUUAUAGUGGACUAGUUGAUGCCAUCCACAAUGGUGAAGGCAAAUGCUGGACGACCAAGGUCCGCACAGAGGAUGAACUAACUGAUGCAAUUGCGACAGCAUUACAGAAAAAUGACAGUUUAUGCUUUAUUGAAGUGAUUGUUCAUAGAGAUGAUACUAGCAAAGAAUUGUUAGAAUGGGGAUCUCGUGUUGCAGCUGCUAACAGUCGACCCCCCAAUCCUCAGUAGGCAUGCACCAGAGAGUAUUUCGCAGACUGUGUUUAUCCGUUGCUGUAUGGCGGUUAAGUUGCCAGUGAAAUGUAACCUGUGGUUGUCUUUGAUUAUUCACUAGAAUAAUGGGAACUUGAUCAAAUAACCCGAUUGCAAUUUGUUCCCAAAUGCAGUCUGCCAUUUUGGUUGAAUGGAAAUGUACUUUGGCUUCUUCUGUUCUAAGCACCAUGCAGUUGCUCUUGUUUGUCUCAAGUUUUCUGCAUCAGGAACCAAUCGAUGUGAACAUGUGAACAUUGUGUAUGUGAAGAUUCAUUAAAUAGCCCAACUUUUGUUUGAUGGUGUC
Molecule: messenger RNA, 2291 nt
Organism: Nymphaea colorata (pocket water lily)
Lineage: Eukaryota; Viridiplantae; Streptophyta; Magnoliopsida; Nymphaeales; Nymphaeaceae
Product: pyruvate decarboxylase 1-like
Exons: 7
Coding region: 167-1966 (599 amino acids)
Molecular function (GO): magnesium ion binding; thiamine pyrophosphate binding; carboxy-lyase activity
Source: RefSeq, a predicted model, not a curated record